AAUCCCAUUUAGCACUUAGUGGAGUUGGGCUUGUCUGAGGAGCAGGUAAAAAAGACUUGGACUUAGAUCUAGUUGGGGGUCCAGCGUAGAACUCCUCCAUAGAACUCCACUGUAGAAGCGCCUGGUUUCUUUGAUUUAUUGUAGUCUGUAAAAAAAGUUGGGAAAGCGAAUAAGACCAAGGGAAAGAGAGAAAGAAAUACAGAUAGAGGAGCCAGAAGGAAGCAGAAGGGAAAGUAAAAAAUUACAAAAGGAGGACAGUAGUAGGACAGUUAGUUUCCCUUACCUCAGGAAGGAACAGCUUGAAAACAUGGGCAACAGCAAGAGCAGCGCCCUUUCCAAGGAGAUUCUGGAGGACCUAAAAAUGAACACCAAAUACUCAGAGGCUGAACUGUGUGCCUGGUACACCACCUUUCUUAAAGAAUGCCCCAGUGGGCGCAUCAGCAAGGAGCAGUUUGAGGGCAUCUACGCCAGCUUCUUUCCAAAUGCCGAUCCCACCGCCUAUGCAAGACAUGUUUUCCGCAGUUUUGACCUCAAUGCCGACGGCACGCUGGACUUCAAGGAAUACAUCAUUGCCCUACACCUCACCUCCUCAGGCAAAACCCUGCACAAACUCGAGUGGGCUUUUGCUCUGUACGAUGUUGACGGUAAUGGAACCAUCAGCAAGAACGAGGUCCAGGACAUUGUGAAGGCAAUAUUCAAUAUGAUUCCUGUUGAGGAUCAGAAAAAGCUUCCAGAGGAUGAGAACACACCAGAAAAGCGAGCAGACAAAAUCUGGAGCUUUUUCCAGAAGAAAGAUGAGGAUAAGAUUGCGGAGGGGGAAUUCAUUCAGGGAGUGAUGGGCAACAAAGACAUCUUGAGGUUGAUACAGUUUGAUGAGCCAAAGAAGAUUCAAGACAGGCUGAAGGAAAAGAAGCAGUAAUGCUCACACCACAAUCCUACGGGACUGUAUGAAAACUGUACACAUUUUCUCUUCAUACUUCUAACCUCCUAUGCUACUCAGACACUCUUCAACUCUUGAGGACCCAUUGUUCUUGUCCAUCUUUGUGGGGUUUUGUCUAAAACUUAUUACAUUGGGUUAGGACCCAAUGUAUUGACUUCACCGGGUUUUGUAAAUCUUUAGUAGUCUAAGCACUGAUGGUGUAAGGACCCAAUGCAUUGACCUCACCUGGUUUUGGAAAACUUCAAUCGUCCAAACAUUGAUGGGAUAGAACCCAAUGCUUUGACCUCCCCUGGUUUUGUAUAUCUUCAAUCGUUCAAACAUUGAUAGGUUAGGGCCAAGUGAGUUUACCUCACCAGGUUUCGUAUACCUUCAGUAGUCUAAAUAUUGAUGGGUAAGGACCCAAUGCAUUCAGUAGUCCAAACACCAAUGGGAAAGGAACCAAUGCAUUGACCUUACCUGAUUUGUUUAUCUUCAAACAUUCUCCAAACAAUUAUGGGUUAGGACCCAAUGCAUUGACCUCCCUGGUUUUGUAUAGUUUCAGUAAUCCAAUUGAUGGGUUUGGACCCAAUGCAUUGACCUCACCUGAUUUGUAUAUCUAUAAAGGCCAAACAUUGAUGGGUAGGGACCCAAUGCAUUCAGUAGUCCAAACAUUGAUGGGUUAGGACCAAAUGCAUUGACCUCUCCUGUUUUUUUAAACACAUUUAGUAGUCCAAAAAUGUAUUGUUUCAGGACCCAAAGCAUUCAGUAGUCCAAACACUGAUGGGUUAGGACCCAAUGCAUUGACCUUUCCUGGUUUUGUAUACCUUCAGCAGUCCAGACACUGACAGGUUAGGACCCAAUGCAUUAAACCUAACCAACCACUAAUCUCCGACAAGCCACUGUUAGCCACUGAACAGCAAUGGCCUUCGUCAACAUCAAAAGUCUCCACCAGGCGUUCCUCCCUUUGAAGCUCAGAUUUCUUGACCACUGAUGCUUCAUUCCCAUUCAUCUCCCAUUGGGUUACAGUGGCAUGAAAAGUAAGGCAAAGAGCUUCUGAUGAGAGGAAUUAGGCUCAUGUUAACAAUCCCUCCCUAGCGUAAUAAAUCCUCUUAAAAUCUGAAGGUCAGGGUAGGCAAAUCUUCAUGGGCCAGCGGAUCUCCUCUGGUCCCUCGUUCUCAGGGCUGUAGUGUGGACCUGGGUCCUCGGCAUUCAGGCACCAUCGACGCUCCUCAAAUGACACGUUACCUGUGUACCCAAUUUUUUUGUUUAUUGUAUUUUAUUUAUUCAGUUGUUUGCAUGGGGGCUUCUAAAAGCAGACCACAUAGUCCACAUAGUCCACGUAAUGCAGGACUCUCUACUGCUGCCAUUCAGUCACAUGACUUAUCAUGUCAUGUUUUUGCCUUUUAGAUAGCCACUCCUUGGAUGUUCCCUUUUCCCAUAAUUGUACGGUACCAUACCUUAUGUUUAUGGUUUCUAUCUGAGUAUGACUAGCUACUGUGUCUUUGCAGUGAAUAAAAAUGGUAAUGGUUACAAUCUUUUAUUCCUAACAAUUACAAACUGGUUCCUGUACAUGUUUAUCUUAUUUAAAUGAGAUUAUUUGGUAUUGUGCAUAUAGAGCAUAAGCUGUGUAGACAUUUCCAUGCUUUAAAAACUGACCAGCUAUUUGUGAUUGUUAAUGACUAGAGUACCUUUUUUAUUUAUACAUGUUUUUAAGCAUAUAUGCUAUGGGUGCACCAAAAUGAAAUUGGGGACGAAAACGAACAAAAUGACUUUUCAUAAAUUUUGGCACUAUUGUUUAUCACUAUUAAAUGAUAAAACUUUUGUUUAGAUUUUUUGUGCUUUUUUUAUAAUUUUGGUUGCUGAAUAUUUGGUGCAACCUGAAUAUAUGUAUAACAGAUAUAGCACAAUUAAUGCAUUAAUUUACAAAAUAAAUACAAAUGAUGUAACAUUCAAUAUCCCCAAACAUUAUGUAUGUAUGGAAGCCCAUUCCUGCCACUUAAAACAACAAAAAAAAACAUAUUUUAUAUAUUUCAUUAUUUUAAGAUGAGUCAAUGAUUUGAGAUGCUAAGUUGUAGUAUUUUCAGAUAUUGUCUCAUUAUUUUGAGAUACUCCAUCAUUAUAUUAAGGUACUACUUCAUUAUUUUGAGAUACUAAGUCAUUAUUUUUAUAUAGAGCAUAUUAUGAAAUGCUACAUUGUUUUGAGAUUUGAGAUUCUGUCAUUAUGUUGUCUAAGUACUGGACAAUAUUUUAUUAUCUAUCAACUUGAGAUUCUUUCAUUAUUUAGAGGUUAUUUUUAGAUGAGACGAUUUUUUGAGAAGUUUUUAUGAGAUACUAUUUCAUUAUUUUGUGGUACUAUCUCAAUGUUGUAAGAUACUAUUUAAUUGUUUUGUGACACAAAGUCUUGGUUCAAGGUACAUUAAUAUAAUGAUGUACUAUUUUAUUACUACUUGUAUUAUCACUAAGUAAUUCACAUGAUUUUUACAUGUCAUGUUAAGUGGUGGGAUUGCACUUCAAUAGUUAUGAGAGAUCUUCCCUCAGUCACAUCAUGCAUGUACAGUGUUACAGGUGCUGGUUUUUAUAUCUCCUCUGUUGUUGCAUGGUGGUCAUGUUGUCACAGCAAAUUGCCAGGGCUUUGGGGAGGGGUGAGAAAAGCAUGGACUUACCUCUUUCUAAAAGCCAUCUAAGGCUUUCUUUGGCUCAGGCUAAUGCAUGGCCUGGUUUCAGGCAUGGGACACUGAGCCAAUGGCCCGAGCUCUGGUAGGGUGGGGUGGGGCAGAAUUGCAACUGACCCCAAAGAGGGUUGGAGCCAAAAGGCUAUGUUUCAUCUCCUUAAAGGGAUCAGUCCUCUCCAAUCAAACUGGCUGGGUCAUUAGCGCAAAGGAAGACACGCCCAACAAACAAACAAACAUGAGCACCCAUGAGGUGAUGCUCGGAGCAAGUUCAAGAUCCAGUUAUGGUCCUGGUGGUGUGAUGUUCAAAUAAAUCUCUCUCACUCA
Molecule: messenger RNA, 3915 nt
Organism: Astyanax mexicanus (Mexican tetra)
Lineage: Eukaryota; Metazoa; Chordata; Actinopteri; Characiformes; Acestrorhamphidae
Gene: rcvrna
Product: recoverin a
Exons: 3
Coding region: 308-919 (203 amino acids)
Molecular function (GO): calcium ion binding
Source: RefSeq, a predicted model, not a curated record